AUGCAGGCAGAAYCUCCAGCUCCUGUCGCACCACAACAGAAAUCAAAACGCCAGAACARAGAACCAGAAGUCAUGGUCGAACCACAACCAGAUGUCAUUGAAGACUUAAACUUGUCGUCAGAGGAUGAGUGGCCCUCACUCACACCACUUGAAGCAMAGAGGCUACACAAGUCAAUGAAUGUAAGUGCGCAAGAAGUGUGGGAUGAAGAGCAAGUGACUGAUCAUCARGUGGAAYACAAUGASKAUACUGAACACCAAAUCGAACCACAGAUACAGGACAGUGAGAUUGAAGAGCAACCACAGAAUGAGGUACAGCAACAUCCACAAGAUGAUGAGCUCAUUAGACAAGGCAGACCACAAAGACACAGACAAGCACCGCAGCGGUUUACAUAUGUCAACCCAGGGAUGCCAGUCUACAUGAACCCCAUCAAUGCGUUUCGUCUACAACCAUGGAUGUACCCAUACCAAAAGUUUUACCCUCCUAUUCAUGGUCACCAAGGGAAAAUUGGUACACAAAGUAACCACCACAAUUGCGUAUAA
Messenger RNA from Exaiptasia diaphana, 540 nucleotides. Its product is annotated as pleckstrin homology-like domain family A member 1. The record is from RefSeq and is a predicted model, not a curated record. The coding region runs from base 1 to 540 and encodes 179 amino acids. The transcript is spliced from 2 exons. Lineage: Eukaryota; Metazoa; Cnidaria; Anthozoa; Actiniaria; Aiptasiidae.